CUGAGAGAGAGAAGCCGCACCUGGGCAGCCAUCUUACUCUCUCUAUCUCCCGGGAACAUGACCGGGAAAUCGGUUCGGGAUGUGGAGCGCUACCAGGCUGUGCUGUCCGAGCUGCUGCUGCGGGAGGAGAACAAGUUCUGUGCGGAUUGCCAGGCCAAAGGUCCACGAUGGGCCUCCUGGAAUAUCGGAGUAUUUGUAUGCAUCCGCUGUGCAGGAGUUCAUCGGAAUCUGGGGGUUCACAUCUCCAGGGUGAAAUCUGUCAAUCUGGACCAGUGGACACAGGAACAAAUACAGUGCAUGGAAGAAAUGGGAAAUGGAAAAGCAAAACGAUUAUAUGAAGCAUUCCUUCCUGAAAGCUUUACCAGGCCACAGACCGACCAAGCUGUAGAAAGUUUUAUUAGAGAAAAAUAUGAAAAAAAGAAAUAUAUCGAUCGCAGUGUCGACAUCAAUGCAUUCAGACAGAAGGAGAGAGAAAGCAAGUGGAAGAAAUCUGAAUCUGCCCCAGAUAUAAAGUCUGAACAGGUCAUAUUUGAGAAGGUCAAGCUGCCACAUAAAAAGGAGGAUCCUCUGCCUACUAAGACACCUCUGCCAAAGACUUCAGAACCAGUUAUGGACCUUUUAGGCCUGGAUGCUCCUGUUGCAGCUGCUGUUCCUAAUGGAAAGUCCAGCACCAGUUUGGAAAAAGAACUGGACCUGUUUGGACCUGUCCAGACUAUGUCUGGGUCAAAGUCUAGCCAGGCAGUUGGUUCUGUGCCUGUACCUGGUUCUGGAUCUGUUCCUGAAAAUCUCAACCUGUUCCCAGAAAGUGGAGGAAGAUCUGAGGAGAGUGGGAAGAAGCAGCUAUCCAAGGACACCAUUUUGUCUCUUUAUGGGACUCAACCUCCUCAGAUUCCAGCACAAGGAGCCCUCUUCAUGGCACCUGCACAGAUGGCAUAUCCAACUGCUUACCCUGGUUUUCCAGCAGUUCCUCCUCCAGGCAGUGUCAUGAGUGGUAUGAUGGCAUCGCCAGUGGGCAUCAUGGCACAGCCGACUCACCCAAAUAUGGUUGCUCCCAUGACUAUGCCUCCUGGUUAUGUUGGAGGUGUACAGGCUGCUGUCAUGGGGGUUCCCAAUGGAAUGAUGACACAACAUUCGGGUUAUGUAACCAACAUGGGUGCUAUGGCACAGCCAGUAUAUGGCGUGCAACCAGGACAACAACUGCAGUGGAAUGUUGCUCAGGUGUCACAACAGAUGGCAGGAAUGACCUUUUUUGGUGUGGGAGGUAUGGCUGGAUAUGGACAACCAACAUGCAACCCAGGACCCAACCAAACUAUCAGCUCUCCCAUGUGGAAAUAAAUAGAGGCAUCCUGCUCACAUGACUAACUCCCCACUCUUCCUGUCCAGCUUGUCCACCCUGUUCUUAAAGAUUGCUAUUUUCUGGAUACUGAUAAAGCUUUCUUCCACUUUUAAUCUUUUUGAGCCAUUAUUUUCCAAGAAUACAUAAAAACACACACCUCGGUCAAACAGUUCAGUUUUGCCUUUGUUCUUCUCAGUGUACUAUAGAACAAGGUGAUACUGAGUAUUGCUGUUAGAAUCCACCAGCAUUCCUAUUGUGUUGAUACAUCCUGCAGUGACCCAAACCCUUUGCAACAUAAACGCAAUGCAUCCUUUGCUCUGCUACUCACUGCAUCUCACAAGUGUCUUUCACUUUUAAGGUGACAUUUCCAGACAGACAGCAAGAGGUGGUUGUUGCUACCAGCUGAGUACAUACUCAUGUAAUGUGGAAAAGAUCUACAUUGCUUAGAAAAUAAUACACCAGCAACCUUGUGCAUUUGCAGGCAUGUCUGUGUAUUCCCCUGUCUGUUACAAGCCUGGAAUCUGUCAGCAGCGUCUAUUUUUCGUUCUGCUGUGAUGGCAAAUCUGCACUCAGGAGGUGGCUGCAUGCAUUUUAUCAUAAUAAGGCAUCCUUUUAAUGCAAAAAAUAUAUAUACAUUUUCUUUUUAAGAUUGUAUUUGUAAUUUUUACAUCUCUAGUGAUGGAUUUUGUUUUUAACCCUUCUGCCCCACCACAGUGAGUUUAACAUGUAAUACAGUGUACAUUUCUAGGACGGGUUGAUUUUAAGGGAAUGUAGGCAUUUUGUGUGAGGUUCUCCACCCGUUCCCUGUUGUAUGAGCCCCCACGGAGGACUCAUAUUGUCGUGUAGAAUGAAUCCGAAAAAUGAAGAUGCAAAGAUUUUUGUUUUACUUUUUUCAUCUCUCCCAGGCAUCUCUAGCAGUUGACAGCAUGUGUUGUUUUUGUUUUGUCAAAGCCAUAUAUAAUUUCUAUGAAAAGUACCUCAUUUUUCUAAUCUACUUUAGAAAAAAGAUUUGUGUGGCUAAUCUGUAUAUCUUUCUGAUCUUUGUUUGAAAGGAUUUUUAUUUAGCUUAAAGGGGACUUUUUUCCUCUUUGUUAGCUAGUAAAUUUUAACGAGAAGAAUGCAAGUUUGCUAGCACUUCAUUCUGCUAAGGUUUCUGAAAAUUCAUAUCAAAGGAUUUUCAGGAAGGAUGUUGCACUGAGAAGUUGUCUUUAGUUGCAUUUUUUUUUGUUUGUUUUGUUGACAGUGUGUUUUUAAGUCUUAUCUUUCCUGUCUGGAAACUGACACUGUACGGCUUUUUGUUCGAUGGUGCAUCAUCUAGUAUUUUUCUUCCUGUAGUAAUUUCCGAUAUGCCAGAUCUAAUUGAUUUGGAGUCUUUCUGCUUAUUCCAAGCAAACCAUUUCAGACAGGGCUGGGAUUACAAUGUCUGUGACAUGCUGUUUUUGUGAACCCCUGCUGAUUUUAAAGGCCUUAUUAAAGAUCCAAAUAAUGUUUUAGCCAACGGUCAACCCCAUCAACCUUCCAUUUUCAGACAGUUAUUGAUUUGAUUUAAUUUACUAUUUUGCAGUCCCAAAAUGUAUGCAUUACCCAUUAGGACAUUCCCUUUGAGAGCUAGUAAAUAUUUUUUUUUAAUUUUAGGCCUGGUGACCUAAAUGCAGUUUCGUUACUUUUUUUUUUAAUUUAAUUGUAUUUUUUAUUUCCACCUUGCUAUCAGAAUAUAAUCUGCUUGUAUUAUCUUACAUUUUUUUUGUAUCCAUUGAAAUAUUAUACCUGCAAAUGUAGAGGAGAGCAGAGGGGGCUGGACUCGCAUGCCAACAUAAGUUGAGAUGGUCUUAAUACUAGAUUGUAUCUCUGUACGUUUAACGUAGAGUACUCUAAUAAUCCUAAAGUCUUUGUGUUGUUGGCUUAACAGCUGAACCAAAUUUCCUUUAAACAAAAGUUCUCCAUUUACCGUAUGUGCUGGGAAAUAUUAUGAAUGUGAAAUAUUUGCACUUUUUAUUUUUUAAAAAAUAUAUACAAUUUUUUUUUUAUUUAUUUUUUUUUUUAAACUUUCUUUGCUACAGGGACUGCAAAGCCUUUUAGUCUCUACAGCAAUAAGAGUUGAAGGAAUUUUAAUUUAACCAUAAAUCUUAUAUGGAACUUUAAGUUAUAAAACAUUUGUAAUGCAGAUAACCUUAGAUGUGUACAAAAUAUAUUGUGUUCAUUUUAAUGUGUGUAAAUUUACAUUACUUACUUUGUUUCAUUGUAUCCGCGCUUUUUAAAAUAUAUAUAUAUUUUUUUUGUCUUUACUUGAUUGUAUAGUAAUGGUUUCUGAAAAAUUCAACUCUGGUUUUAAUUUAAGGUAGAGUAAAUCUGAUCCAGAGGCAGCUACACAUCUGUGUAUAUGUACAUUCCAAAUUAAAGAUUGUCAUUGAACAUUA
This is a messenger RNA of Pelobates fuscus (common spadefoot toad), 3753 nucleotides long. It is a transcript of the gene SMAP2, whose product is annotated as small ArfGAP2. Gene Ontology annotation, molecular function: GTPase activator activity. The coding region runs from base 58 to 1335 and encodes 425 amino acids. Gene Ontology annotation, cellular component: cytoplasm. The transcript has 10 exons. The record is from RefSeq and is a predicted model, not a curated record. Lineage: Eukaryota; Metazoa; Chordata; Amphibia; Anura; Pelobatidae.